CACACAAACAUUAAUUUUCCCAUAAUGGCUUUUCCUUUAGUACUCUCCCUAUCUAUAUUUCUCAUCUUUUUAUGUUACAAACUCUACAACCGGCUCAUGGCCAAGCUCCCUCCAGGACCGUGGCCGUGGCCGGUCAUCGGGAACCUCUUCGACAUAAAGCCAGUGAGGUUCCGGUGUUUCGCUGAAUGGGCCCAAAUUUAUGGUCCUAUUUUCUCAUUUUACCUAGGGUCACAAUUAAAUGUGGUAGUAAAUAACGCGGAACUUGCAAAAGAAAUUCUUAAAGAUAAUGACCAAAAUUUAGCCAAUAGGUUUAGGACAAAGCCACUUGAUAGUGUGAGUAAAAAUGGAAUGGAUUUGAUUUGGGCUGAUUAUGGACCUCAUUAUGUGAAAGUAAGAAAGGUUUGUAAUCUUGAACUUUUUACCCCAAAGAGACUUGAAGCUCUUAGGCCUAUUCGAGAAGAUGAAGUUACUACCAUGGUUCACAACAUUUUCAGAGACUAUAAUAAGUCUUGCGAUGUUAGUAAAACGAUGAUGCUAAGGGGCUACUUGGGAGCAGUAGCAUUCAAUAACAUAACAAGGCUAACAUUUGGAAAAAGAUUUAUGAACUCGGAAGGUGAAGUUGAUGAGCAAGGUAAAGAGCUAAAAGCCAUUGUAAUAAAUGGGUUCAAAAUUUCAGGAAAAUUAAAUUUGGGAGAAUUUGUACCAUGGCUACGUUGGGCAUUUAAAGAUGACAAUGAAGCACUUGAGGCACAAGACAGACAUUUGGAUAAAUUUACAAGAACUAUAAUGGAAGAACACACAAUUGCUAGGAAAAUAACUGGGGAAACCAAACAUCACUUUGUUGAUGCUUUGCUUACCCUCCAGAAGGAGUAUGAUCUCAGUGAUGACACUAUUAUUAGUCUUUUUUGGAAUAUGAUGUCUGCGGGGAUGGACACAGUUGCCAUAACAGUUGAAUGGGCUAUGGCGGAACUAGUAAAGAAUCCAAGAGUUCAACAAAAGGUCCAAGAGGAGUUAGACCGGGUUAUCGGGUCAGAUCGAAUCGUAAACGAAACAGAUAUCUCCAAACUCUCCUAUUUACAAUAUGUAGUCAAAGAAUCACUAAGGCUGCACCCUCCAACUCCCUUAAUGUUGCCUCACAUGGCCGGUGAAAAUGUCAAAGUGGGUGGUUACAAUAUUCCUAAAGGUUCAAUCGUACAUGUUAAUGUUUGGGCAUUGGGACGUGAUCCAAAAAUUUGGAAAGAUCCUUUACAAUUUUGGCCAGAAAGAUUCAUGAAAGAGGAUGUUGACAUGAAGGGACAUGAUUAUAGGUUAUUACCAUUUGGUUCUGGUAGACGUAUAUGUCCAGGAAUGAACCUUGCAAUUAAUUUGGUGACAUCUAUGUUGGCUCAUCUGUUGCACCAUUUUGUUUGGUCAUUGCCUAAUGGUGUUGAGGUUAAAGAUGUUGACAUGAUGGAGAGUCCUGGUAUUGUGACUUAUAUGCAAACUCCAUUACACAUUGUUCCUACUCCUAGGUUGCCUCUACACUUGUACACACAUGUCGAAUGAACAAGUCAAACAUCAUUUUAAUUUGUUGAAGUCAUGAUGAUAAUAUUAUGUAAUAUCUUUUGUUUUUCCAUUUCUUAUACUUUAUAUGUUUUAGCUAAGUUGUUGCUUUACUUUCAUAUUCUUAUUGUAACAUCUUUGUGGAGUAAAAUGUAUCCAUUUUAAUUAUCUAGUACUUGAGUAAGUUCAAUUUGUCUCCACUAUAUUUGUAAUUUUGAACAACAAUCUAAUGGAACUCCAAGAAAUUUUUGCUUUUA
Messenger RNA from Capsicum annuum, 1799 nucleotides. RefSeq names its product cytochrome P450 98A3-like. The transcript has 4 exons. Bases 25 to 1545 code for a protein of 506 amino acids. The record is from RefSeq and is a predicted model, not a curated record. Gene Ontology annotation, molecular function: monooxygenase activity; heme binding; oxidoreductase activity, acting on paired donors, with incorporation or reduction of molecular oxygen. NCBI's taxonomy places the organism in Eukaryota, Viridiplantae, Streptophyta, Magnoliopsida, Solanales, Solanaceae.